Messenger RNA from Prosopis cineraria, 1419 nucleotides. RefSeq lists its product as uncharacterized. Gene Ontology annotation, cellular component: post-mRNA release spliceosomal complex; catalytic step 2 spliceosome; Prp19 complex. The record is from RefSeq and is a predicted model, not a curated record. The transcript is spliced from 6 exons. NCBI's taxonomy places the organism in Eukaryota, Viridiplantae, Streptophyta, Magnoliopsida, Fabales, Fabaceae. Bases 173 to 1090 code for a protein of 305 amino acids.
UAUAUCUACAUUUAUAUAUGGACAACUCACCCCAAUGAACUGCCCGGCUUCGUUUACCUUGCUCUCCCUCGUUAACGUCUUAGGACUUAGGGUUCGGGAGGGCUAUCUGAAUUUUAGACCCAGGUGCUAAACCUAAACGCAGGUACAAAGGAGAUAAUUUUUUUGCUAAAAAAUGUCUGAAGAGCGAGCAGUACACCCUGAUUGUCGAAAUGCCAGCAAUCCUUUCCAUGAGUGCAGUGAUUAUUGCUUUAAAGUCAUAGCUGAAGCCAAAACUAAGAUGCAACUGAAGGAACCAGAAGUUAUGCUAGCCAGUGGCGAUAGCAAGCUCGAUCCCCCAGGUGACUCAUACCCUGGGGAGGAUAUAGAUGAUGAAAAACCCUAUCUUGAUGAAGAGCAGUCUGAUAGUGAACAUGAAAAUCCUGCAGCAGAAAACGCAAAACUUUCCAAGAGACAGAAAAAGUGGAUGGAGUUGAGGAACAAGAUGCAAGAAGCAAAAAAGCGCAAUCAAGUUGAAAUUGCUGCUGAAAGAAAGAGGAUGGAAGCUCCGGCUGAAUCUAGGGGUAUUUCAAAACAGAAGUGGCUUGAGGAGAGGAAGAAACAAAUUGGGAAACUCCUAGAUGCAAAUGGCCUGGAUAUGACUAAAGCAUAUAUGCUUGACACGCAAGAGGCAGCAGAAGAGAAAUACAAGAAAUGGGAGAAGGAUCCUGCACCAUUUGGCUGGGAUGUUUUUAACCAGAAGACACUGUACAAUGCAUACAAGAAGCGAACCAAGAAUAUUGAGGUGGAUUUAGAAGAAUAUAAGAAAAUGAAAGAAGCUGAUCCAGAGUUCUACCGUGAUGCUUCAAGUCUGCAAUAUGGAAAGGUACCAAAGAUCUCACAGGACAAGAUUGACCGGAUGGUACAGGAACUGAAGGACAGGGAAGAGAAACUCAACUCAUUUAGCAGGAGAAGAAAGUUUCAUGAAGAGAAGGAUAUUGACUCGAUUAAUGAUCGGAAUGAGCAUUUCAACAAGAAGAUUGAACGAGCAUUUGGGAAAUACACGUUGGAGAUCAAAAAUAAUCUGGAACGAGGAACUGCGCUGCCUGACUAAGGCUUCUGCUUGUGUAAUGCUUUUUGUUGCACCUUGUAUAAGUCAAAAGCUCACGCCGGGAGGGAAGGUUGUAAAAAUUUUUACCAUACAAUGCAAAUAAUGAUUAUAAUUAUUACUCUGUUGUCGGGUGAGCCUUGUCAAGAUCGCUUUCUGGAUCAAGUCAUUUCAAGUUCAAGGGGGUGACCUUUGUGACCAGACAUUUUUAUGGCUUUUUUAAUUCAUGUAAUGUGCAGUGGUUGGAGUUAUUGCUGGAGAGGUGUACGCUACAAAUAAUGUACUGUAGCUCGCUUGUUCUGCGUGUCGUUUGGAAUCUAGUUUUGUUCGGCUUC